AUGUAUCACCUCGCCAAGGGUCUCUACCGACUGGCCACCAGCAAGGAGGAAUACUCUGUCCUCCUCCUCGGUCUCGACAACGCAGGCAAGACAACAUUCCACGAGCAAGUUAAAUCCAUUUACCUACCCGACAACCCACCUCCUAAACUCAAAACCGUCCCGACCGUUGGACAGAAUGUAUCGACUAUCACGCUACCAGACAUGUACCUCAAGCUGUGGGAUGUUGGCGGACAACUAAGCCUGCGCAAGCUCUGGCAAAGUUAUUACGCCAGCUGCCACGCAAUCGUGUUUAUCAUCGACAGCACUGAUAUCGGCGACGGUGAUCUGGAGCAUGAAAACAACGGGCGUCUGGAUGAAUGUCGAGCGGUGCUUGAAGAUGUGCUGCAGAACUCGGAUGCGGAGGGAGUCCCGCUGUUGAUCCUGGCCAACAAACAAGACCGCGAAGACUGCGUUGAAGUGGUUCGUAUCAAGGAGGGGUUGGUCAAACGCGUUUUCGAGGGUGAGAAGUCCGGCGGCAUCCGUGACUCUCGGGUGUUGCCUGUGUCUGCCCUCACGGGGACAGGCGUCAGGGAGGCGAUUGACUGGAUUAGGUCAAGAGUCAAAUGGAACAAGGAGAGCCGGCCACCUGUUAUGAGGUGA
Messenger RNA from Thermochaetoides thermophila DSM 1495, 639 nucleotides. RefSeq names its product putative ADP-ribosylation factor. NCBI's taxonomy places the organism in Eukaryota, Fungi, Ascomycota, Sordariomycetes, Sordariales, Chaetomiaceae. The transcript has 2 exons. Gene Ontology annotation, biological process: protein localization to organelle; intracellular protein transport; Golgi to plasma membrane protein transport. The record is from RefSeq and is a predicted model, not a curated record. Gene Ontology annotation, molecular function: GTP binding; GTPase activity. The coding region runs from base 1 to 639 and encodes 212 amino acids. Gene Ontology annotation, cellular component: Golgi apparatus.